AUGUCGCAAUCGCUCCGACCAUACCUGCAAUGCGUGCGGUCAUCCUUGACGGCCGCCAUGUCGCUGUCCAACUUCGCAUCCCAAGCAUCCGAACGCCAUAAUGUCCCCGAGAUCGAAGCCCAAACCUCGCCCGAAGUCCUCUUGAAUCCCUUGACCGUCUCCCGCAACGAGAACGAGCGUGUCUUUAUCGAGCCCAGUGUCAACAGCAUCCGUGUCAGCAUCAGAAUCAAGCAGGCAGACGAGAUCGAACACAUCCUAGUCCACAAGUUCACCCGCUUCUUGACACAGCGUGCCGAAUCUUUCUUCAUUCUGAGAAGGAAACCCGUCAAGGGAUACGAUAUUUCCUUCCUCAUCACAAACUUCCAUACCGAGGAGAUGCUCAAGCACAAGCUUGUCGACUUCAUCAUUCAAUUCAUGGAAGAGGUUGACAAGGAGAUUUCCGAAAUGAAGCUCUUCACGUCCGACUUCAUGUUCCCUCCACCUCGCCGUCCAGGCGACCCCGUCGUCGCCGAGAUUUGGUCAAGCAUGGACCGCCGAAUCGGUGGCACACAAUGCCCUGCGUGUGAUUACAGUCCCACUCACAUCUUGGUUCCUUGCGAACACACUGUCUGCUACGACCACUUCUUACAACAUCCUGAGGNNGACUUUGCUGUGCGCUGUGCGCUGUGUUUGAAGCCUGUCACCGCGAUAUUUGAGAUUGACGAGGCCAACGAGACUACCAAUUCAAGCAUUGAAGAUCUGUCUGCUUGGACUCAAGGCUUACGACUGUCUCCCACAAGCACCAUCAACUCUAUCUGGGGCGGUCUGCUACCGACUCCGUCUCCCUUCCAGUCUCUUAACGCCAGUAUUGCCAACAUGCGUCACCCCACCUCGCACGGCUCUACUCCUCCACCAGUUGGAGAUGAGCAUCAACUUGGAGCUACGAACCGUGGCGUCAUCAACAACAACCACAACAUGAGUGCUACUCAGCACACCACCUCUCCACAGGUUGCAUCCGGCCAGAGCAUCCAGGGCCAAAACGAUCAGUCCCAGCAGUCGAAGCACACUCGCUUCCCUUCGUUCAACCCUGGCAGACCCGCUGGUGCGAACUUCCCUGAGUACGUCGCUGCCGGCCACGGCCACAAUGCCCCCUACCCGAAGCAUCCUUCGGUCAACCAGACUCAACAGCAUCCAUCUGGUAAUGGACACAACGAGUCGCAGAUCCAUGCUCCAAAGCCCAGCAUCUUCAAGCCAUCGCACGCAUUCCGUGAGCUUGCCACCCCCACCCCUGAGACCGAUAACUCUGAGGUUGCUUCCACUCAGCAGCAGUUCACCAGCGUGCCUGCACAGAUGCAGCAGGUUCCUGGUCCCAUCCAGCGCCCUGACCCCGCUUACGUUGAUCCUCGUCACAGAAGCUUGAUGUCGCCUUCGCGGAUGGAACGCAACUCGGCUGCACCCUCCAUGCCUGCCAUGAUGCGCGAAAUGAACAGUAUCAAUAACCAUGCUGGCUCCCGCGGUCAUGAAGCUGCUCACUCGAUGCGCGGCUCUAUGCCUCAGAGCUUCAACAACAUGCUCAAUGGUUUCACUGGCAGUGGUCACCUUAACAACGGCGCUCACAUGAACGGCUUUGCCAAUGUUCAGUAUCCAUACGACGCACGCUCGAACGGCUUCCAGACAAACCGCACCAGCAUGAACGCUCCUCACAUGAUGAACCAGCCUCAUACGACUGCCACCCAGAUGAAUGGUCCUCACUUCCAGACUGCCCACGUGCUCGGCUCUCAGAUGGACCGUCUUCAUAUAUCUGGUCAACAGAUCAACCCUCACCAGAUGACCGCCAGCAUGCCCAUUCACCGUGGCAUUCAUGCUCAGUCUGAUCCAUUUGUUGACGCUCAGCCACCUUUGUAUGGCAAUGGCGCCUUCAUGGCUGGGACCAACAACUACCAGCCUNUUGCCACUGCACCUCAAUCUGUCCUUCCUGCUACAGUGGGCAGCCCUGUCAGCAACCUUGGUCCUGCCUACACUUGGGGCCGCACUCCGCAGCAGUCCAACAACCCAGUCAACAUCGCCCAUCAGCCUCAGUCCAACGUCGUCCAGCAGCCGCAGACACACGCUGCUCGUAUGGCCGAGGCCAUCAGAUCUGGCGCCCUCCACCACAUGGACAGCAGAUCACCACCCGACGGUCGUGGCUAUCUCUCUCCUGGCGGCGAGAGCCCGGGCAAUGCGCUUGUCGUGCAGCAGCCUGUCAUCCGCAGCCAGGCUGUCAUGGCUCCCGAGGUGCGCCCCGACCCUGACUGGGUUCGUCCGGAGGACCGCGCUCUUCCUAACCUCGACGAGGUUUACGAGCACAUGCCCUUUGUUGACACGGCCGCCGAAUCACGCCCUAGCACCAACGGUGUCAUCAAGAUUGGCAACAUCCCUUAUGCCACUACCAAGAACGAAGUCAUCGCUGCCCUGGGUCGCAGCACCCGCAUUGCCUCUCAGCCCAAGGGCAACGCUUACUUCGCCAUUCACAUCAUUAUGGAACGCUCGACUGGCAAGACCAUGGAUGUCUAUGUCGAGCUGGACUCUGUCGACGAGGCCAAGGCCGCCAUUGCCAGCUUCCACCAGCGCUGCCUGAAUAACCGCCACCCUCGUAUCGGCGACCGUCAUGUCGAGAUUGAGCUGAGCAGCCAGGAGGCUCUCAUGAAGGAAUUGUUCCCUCGCGCCAAGUGUGUCAACUGGGACGGUCACACACCCGUUGUCUACUCCACUACCGAGGCAUACAACUCGGGCUUCCAGGGCUUUGUCACCAGCGAGGAGAUGGUCAUGAUCACCAAGCAUGCCGAGACUCCACAGCGCUCGCCUUUCGCCCAGCGUUGUGUCAACCGCACUUACGAGACCAUGAUCUCCAUCAUGCACAAGUAUCCCUGGCACGCCACCGAGCAUGUUACCAUUCGCGAGCGUAUCUCUCUUUUCUCCUGCGCCUUGAUUCAGCUGCGCGUUCUCAUGAGCGCCGUGAGCCGCAACAGUCACCCUCAGUUGCUGCACCGUGGUCUGCUGCAGGAAUACAUCACUGCCUGCCUAGGCAACCCCGGCUUCAGCGUCCAGCAGAAGACCUACAUGGUAAACUGCAUCACCAACGAGGGCUAUGGUGCUCUUCUUGGCAUGGUUCCCUUCACUCCUGUCGACCAGAUGACUGGCAGCUGGUGGGCUUUCGAAGCUCUGUCGAAGAACCCCAAGUCCUCUGAUUCGCUGCUUGCCUAUAUCAUUGCCCUUCUGAGCUCAGCCACCGACCCUGAUGGCGCUUUUGCUCGCAACGCCAUUGCUGAUGCCGACUCUUGCCUUGAGCUUCUCGAUCCUGAGAUGGCUUCUGGUUCUACCUUUGGCCACUUUGGCGUCAAGUACAAGAACCACAUGCAGAAGGACAUGCACUCGCUCAAGGAAGCUGCUGAGGCUGAAUGGCGUGCUGUCUACGGGGCUCUCAGCCGCGUUCUGCCCACCAACCGUGCUCUUACUUUUGGCGAGUCUCACCUUGUCAAUGGCCAGCAGGACACUGUUGAAGGCGCUGAGAGAGACAACACUGCCUUUGAGGGUGGUCAGGUUCUUGCUCUGCCUGGUCUUGAGCAGCGUCGCGAGGAUGCUUUGCUUGGUUAA
Molecule: messenger RNA, 3612 nt
Organism: Aureobasidium musti
Lineage: Eukaryota; Fungi; Ascomycota; Dothideomycetes; Dothideales; Saccotheciaceae
Source: the annotation of a GenBank genome assembly